Molecule: messenger RNA, 2589 nt
Organism: Triticum turgidum subsp. durum (durum wheat)
Lineage: Eukaryota; Viridiplantae; Streptophyta; Magnoliopsida; Poales; Poaceae
Source: the annotation of a GenBank genome assembly
AUGGCGUCGUCGGGCGGGGACGAGUCGCCGUCGCCGGCCAAGCCCGUGCUCCUGCACGGGGACCUCGACCUCUGGGUCGUCGAGGCGCGGCUGCUGCCCAACAUGGACAUGUUCUCCGAGCACAUCCGCCGCUGCUUCGCCUCCUGCGGCACCGCCUCCUCCUGCGCGCCCCGGCAGCCCCCGCCCAACAGCCGCGGCGUCGGGGAGGCCGGCAGCCGCCGCCACCACCACCGCAGGAUCAUCACCAGCGACCCCUACGUCACGCUCUCCGUCGCCGGCGCCGUCGUCGCGCGCACCGCCGUCAUCCCCAACAGCCAGGAGCCGCGCUGGGACGAGCAGUUCUUCGUGCCGCUCGCGCACCGCGCCACCGUCCUCGAGUUCCAGGUCAAGGACAACGACACCUUCGGCGCGCAGCUCAUCGGCACCGCCUCCGUCCCCGCCGACCGGGUCGUCGCCGCCGCCGACGAGCUCGAGGAGUGGGUCCCCAUCGUCGGCACCAGCGGCAAGACCUACAAGCCCCGCACCGCGCUCUUCAUCCGCUACCGCUUCCGCCCCUUCGCCGCCAACCCGGUCUACCGCCGCGGCAUCCCCGGCGACCCCGACCAGCAGGGCGUCAAGGACUCCUACUUCCCGCUCCGCCACGGCGGGAAAGUCACGCUCUACCAGGACGCGCACGUCAACGAGGGGGACCUGCCGGACGUCGAGCUCGAGCGGGGGAAGAAGUUCGAGCACAACCAGUGCUGGGAGGACAUCUGCCACGCCAUACUCGAGGCGCACCAUAUGAUUUACAUCGUCGGCUGGUCGAUCUACGACAAGGUGAAGCUGGUGCGCGAGCCGUCGUCGUCCAGGCCGCUCCCGGACGGCGGCGAGCUCACGCUCGGAGAGCUGCUCAAGUUCAAGUCGCAGGAGGGCGUCAGAGUGUGCCUGCUCGUCUGGGACGACAAGACGUCCCAUGACAAGCUCUUCAUCAAAACGGGUGGUGUGAUGGGAACGCAUGAUGAAGAAACUAGAAAGUUUUUCAAGCAUUCCUCAGUCAUCUGUGUUCUUUCACCUCGAUAUGCCAGCAGUAAGCUGAGCAUUUUCAAACAACAGGUUGUUGGGACAUUGUUUACACACCACCAAAAAUGUGUGCUGGUUGAUACACAAGCUUCGGGAAACAAGCGGAAAGUUACUGCUUUCGUUGGGGGCCUAGAUCUUUGUGAUGGGCGUUAUGAUACUCCUCAACAUAGGCUUUUUAAAGACCUUGACACAGUAUUUGAAAAUGAUUUCCAUAACCCAACAUUUUCGGCAGGCGCAAAAGGACCGAGACAACCAUGGCAUGAUUUGCACUGUAAGAUUGAUGGACCAGCUGCCUAUGAUGUCUUGAAGAAUUUUGAACAACGCUGGAGAAAGGCAUCCAAAUUCCGUGAUCGAUUUAGGAAAGUAUCUCGCUGGAAAGAUGAUGCCCUGAUAAAGCUGGAGCGUAUCUCGUGGAUACUUAGUCCUUCACCUAAUGUUCCAAAUGAUCAUGUUAGUUUGCGGGUUUCAAAAGAAGAAGAUCCUGAAAAUUGGCAUGUUCAGGUAUUCCGGUCAAUUGACUCGGGCUCUCUAAAAGGAUUUCCUAGUGAUUGCAAAGAGGCUUCAAAGCAGAAUCUUGUGUGCCGAAAGAACCUCAUAAUUGAUAAGAGCAUUCACACAGCAUAUGUCCGGGCAAUCAGAUCAGCGCAACAUUUCAUUUAUAUAGAAAAUCAGUAUUUUCUUGGUUCUUCGUACGAGUGGCCAUCCUAUGUGAAUUCAGGUGCUGACAAUCUGAUACCAAUGGAAUUGGCCCUCAAAAUUGCAACCAAGAUUAGAGCUGGCGAACGGUUUGCAGUUUAUGUAGUCAUACCAAUGUGGCCUGAAGGAGUCCCUACCUCGGCCUCUGUGCAAGAAAUUCUUUUCUUUCAGGCUCAGACAAUGGAGAUGAUGUAUGGAGUAAUCGCACGAGAGCUCAAGGCCAUGAAUAUUGAGGAUGCAAACCUUCAAGAUUACUUGAACUUUUACUGUCUGGGCAAUCGGGAAGAACCGUCAACAGAUGGUAGCCCUGAGUCAGAUAAAUCUACAGAUAAAAGUGCAGCGGGCCUGGCUAGAAAACAUCGGCGGUUCAUGAUCUAUGUUCAUGCAAAAGGGAUGAUUGUAGACGAUGAAUACGUCAUUUUGGGCUCGGCAAACAUCAAUCAGAGAUCCUUGGCUGGCUCGAGAGAUACCGAAAUUGCAAUGGGUGCCUACCAGCCUCAUCAUGCAUGGUCUUCGAAGAAGGGUCAUCCUCACGGCCAGGUAUAUGGGUAUAGGAACUCCCUCUGGGCAGAACACCUUGGUAUGGUUGAUGACCACUUCAAGGAACCUUCUAGUCUGGAAUGUGUAAGAUUAGUGAACCAAAUAGCCGAAGAAAACUGGGAAAGAUUCGCAUCAGAAGAGAUGAAAACGUUGCAAGGGCACCUCCUCAGAUACCCAGUGAAGGUAGAGUCCGAUGGUAAGAUCGUCCCGCUGCCCGACCAAGAAUGCUUCCCCGACGUUGGUGGCAAGAUCUGCGGCGCUCCGACCUCGCUUCCUGAUUCGCUGACGAUGUAG